This is a messenger RNA of Vanessa tameamea, 3589 nucleotides long. RefSeq names its product probable lysine-specific demethylase 4B. The transcript is spliced from 8 exons. Gene Ontology annotation, biological process: regulation of gene expression; chromatin remodeling. Gene Ontology annotation, cellular component: nucleus; chromatin. NCBI's taxonomy places the organism in Eukaryota, Metazoa, Arthropoda, Insecta, Lepidoptera, Nymphalidae. Gene Ontology annotation, molecular function: histone H3K9 demethylase activity. The record is from RefSeq and is a predicted model, not a curated record.
GAUGUUGAAAAUGCUACGAACUUUUGUGAGUACGUGACCCGAAUUCGCUUAUGCGGCUUCGAUCGCCGCUAGAGAUUUUUGUUGCAAACGCAUCUCAUUCAAGUCGGCCAUUUUACUGAUAAUGUUUUCUCAUUAUUAAGAAAAGUUAAUCGAGUUUAUUUUUGAUUGAAUCAUUAAUAUACCUCGUGCAAGUGCAAUAAGUAACACGAGAGACUUUAGAAAUAUGGUGGUGUGGACGAACGUGUGAAAUUGUGGUUUUCAAUGACGAAACAUUGUUGAUUUGGAUUUUUGAUCGUAAAACACUACGAUAAUGUCGGUGACCGGGGAUGAUGUUUGUACAUCGAGUGGUGGAGUAUCUAUCCAAGUAUUUCGCCCAACAUGGGAUGAAUUCAAAGACUUCAAUAAAUACAUACAGUACAUGGAGUCGAAAGGAGCCCACAAGGCUGGACUCGCUAAGGUGAUCCCUCCUCCCGAGUGGAUUCCACGGAAGAAAGGCUACGACUUGGACGAGCUGAACGUCACCAUACCUUCUCCUAUUUGUCAAGUCGUCACUGGGAAGCAGGGUUUAUUUCAACAGAUCAAUAUUCAAAAGAAAUCUAUGACCGUAAAACAGUUUGCCGUGUUAGCAAACUCCGCUAAGUAUUGUACUCCUAAACACACAAACUACGAUGACUUGGAAAGAAAAUACUGGAAGAACGUCACGUACGUUGCACCAAUAUACGGUGCUGAUGUCAAUGGUAGCAUAACUGAUCCAGACGUGAAAGAAUGGAAUAUUAAUCACCUCGGGACGAUCCUGGACUUUGUAAACUCUGAUUAUGGUAUAGAAAUCGAUGGCGUUAACACAGCUUAUCUGUACUUCGGUAUGUGGAAGACAACCUUUGCUUGGCACACCGAGGACAUGGACUUGUAUUCAAUAAAUUACCUACACUUCGGCGAGCCCAAGACCUGGUAUGCUAUCCCACCAGAACAUGGAAAAAGAUUUGAACGAAUUGCGUCUGGCUUCUUUCCGACAUCUGCUAAAACAUGCCAAGCUUUCCUGAGACACAAAAUGACAUUAAUAUCACCUCAAAUUUUGAAACAAUAUUCUGUACCAGUCAAUAAAAUUACUCAGGAGUCCGGUGAAAUAAUGAUAACAUUCCCGUAUGGAUACCAUGCAGGUUUUAAUCAUGGUUUUAAUUGUGCUGAAUCAACAAACUUUGCAGCACCGAGAUGGGUUGAAUACGGCAAACGAGCUUUGCAAUGUACCUGCAGUAAUGAUAUGGUGAAGAUAUCUAUGGACACAUUCGUUAAACGAUUCCAGCCUGACCGUUAUGAGCUGUGGUUGAAAGGUCAAGAUAUAGGUUGCCACCCAGAACAACCAGAAAAAAUGGUCCCUGCACCCCAUCCCUCUGGUCAAGAUAUAUUAUGUAACAAAAAUAACACCGAGCUCCCUGAAUCGUUUAUAGAAGCAGAAGUGGAAGGAUUAAAGAAGAAGAAACGUCAUCCUUUACAUUUGAAAAGAGCAAUGGCUAGCAAGAGUAUAUCCGAGGGAGCUAUAGCUGUAUCUAUUCUUGGUCAUGACGUUAUGGACGAUGAUGAAAUGACAAUGGCAGAAGGAGACUUAGAUAUGAUGACCUCAAUGAAACGCCCUAUGAUGCCCAUGGAUCCAGACGAUACACAGCUAGAUGCUCUAGAAGACAUAUGGUUAAAAGGUGAUGAAAUGGACCCGUCUGAAGCCCAACUUCCUGAUAUUGGUUACAUUGAUUCCGACAGAGAUUCAGAUUAUGUCGCACCAGCCACUAAAAAGAAUACUAAAAUAAGGAAAAAACGAAAAGAAAGCAUUAAAAAGGAACCAAGGGAGAAGCUUACAAAAGAAGAAGGUGAUACUAGUCAAGAACAGGAGAAGGUAGCGUCUCAGCCCAAAAAGCAACGUAGAAAAAUGAAAUCUAAAAAACUAUCUGAUGAGCAGUUAGAAGACAUGGCAGCGGUGAUCUCUAGUUGGGAGUCACCACCUCAUGACGUCGAAGAUAGUAUUAAAAUUGAAUCAGAACCUGUUCCAUCACCUAAGACUGAUCCUUUACAUGAAAUACUCGCAUCACAAUCGAUCACAUUAGAUAAUUCAGUAGAGAUAAAAAAAGAACCUAAAAAACGCAAAUCCAAUACAAAAGCAGAUGCUGAGAAGAAAGAGAAACCUAAAAAAGAGAGGGUUAAGAAGGAACCAGUUAAACGUGAACCUAAAGUCAAGAAAGAAAAGUUGGAAGGGGAUCAGAAAGUUAAGAAACCUCGUAAACCUAGAACACCAAAGAAAGAUCCGAACUUUGCAUAUAGUUCACCACUCGAACCUAUUAUUGAUGAUCAGUCCAAAUUAUAUUCACAACUAAGUCAACCGAAACCCUCCACAGCAACUACAUCCACCCAACCUUCAACUACUACUCAAAAACCUCUUCAAACUAAUCCAAAGACUCCACUGAAAUCAUAUCCAAGUUUCCGCCUAGACUCUAGUCCCCGAGUACCUGCAGUAAUUCCGCCUAUUAACAAAAACCCAAGUGCAUUUCAAGGAGAGUUUCAUAAAUUUAUGAAAACUAAGCAGAAUACAGUCAUCGAAACAUCAGAAUCUUACUCUCGUAAGAAGACGCCUCCGAAGAAAGUUAUUGUGGAAAGUGUUGAGCUGAAAUCUUACCCGAGUACACCGGAGAAAACUCAAGAUAUACCAUUACCAGUUGGUCAAUAUAAUGACAGCAUUUUCUUAGACACACCAAUCGAUUAUAGAACAUUUGCACCUCCAAAUGGUACGGAAAGAUUACAUGAAACGAUGACUCAACCUAGUUACAGACAGGAGAGGAACCAAUGGAGGCCGGAAUCUAAGCAAUGUGUGUAUGUGUGACAGGCUUGCUUGAACGUGCUGACAAAACAAGAGGCGUCUCCAUGCGUUGAGAAGGAAGAGGUCAAGGUCGAGGUGGAAAGGUUCAUUGACCUCGCGAGGCAGAUGGAGGCCUUCUUCCUACAAAAAAGAUUCCUUUUGUCAGCCAUGAAACCAGAACUCCUCGUAAAGGAGGACAACAAUGAGCUGAAGUGCGAGUUACAGAGGAAAGAAGAAUUACUGAGGAGGCAUUAUGACAAGAUUAGUCAGUGGCAGAACCUCCUAGCAGAUUUGCAGGGUCACACGCAGUACAAUAAGUGUCAGCAACAAACGCCGCAGCCAGCUUUGCAGCAAGCAGCGUCCCCUAUGCAACAGCCGUGCAGUGUGCAGCAAAGCGUUCAGGCGCAGCAGAUGGCAGCAGCGGCAGCGGCGCAGCAAGCGGCGUUACAGCAACAGGCGCUACAGCAACAGCAGAUGCAAAAUAUGUUCAUGGCGGGUGGACGAGGCGGUUAUGCCGGCGCCACACUGCAGGGACCAUUGGCUUACUUGGAGAAGACUGCUACUAACAUAGAUAUGGUGGGACUGGGCGAUGGACGAAGGUGACGCGGCCGCGGGAGGGGCAGGGGUCGGGGCCGCGGCAGAGGCCGAGGCCGUGGCGCGUCCCCUGAGUAUGGCGGCAGCAUGACGCCGCCGUAGCGCCCCCUCCCGGCGCCACUCGCGCACCCCACACACACACUCGCUGACAGACAC